This is a messenger RNA of Balaenoptera ricei (Rice's whale), 4569 nucleotides long. It is a transcript of the gene SLC39A14, whose product is annotated as solute carrier family 39 member 14. Gene Ontology annotation, cellular component: membrane. Bases 156 to 1628 code for a protein of 490 amino acids. The transcript is spliced from 9 exons. Gene Ontology annotation, molecular function: zinc ion transmembrane transporter activity. The record is from RefSeq and is a predicted model, not a curated record. Lineage: Eukaryota; Metazoa; Chordata; Mammalia; Artiodactyla; Balaenopteridae. Gene Ontology annotation, biological process: zinc ion import across plasma membrane; intracellular zinc ion homeostasis.
GGGGGUGAGGGCAGGCGGCCUCCUUGCGCGGGCACGCCGACCUAGCUGCGCUGCUGCUGCCGCUGCUGCUGUCGCUUCGGGCCGCCCGAGGGCCUGGUUUGUGAGGGUGCGCCGGGCCAGGUGGCGUCCGCCCAGCUUCAGCCUCACCUGUCACCAUGAAGCUGCCGCACCCAGCCCUCCCCAGCUGCCUCCUGCUGGCUCUGCUCGGCGUGUGGACAGCCGCUCCUGAGGUUCACGCUGUGUCCGUGGGGACACCCGCCAUCAGCGCAGCCUCUUUCUUGCAGAACCUCAUGCAUCGCUACGGGGAGGGCGACAGCCUCACCCUGCAGCAGCUGAAGGCCCUGCUCAACCACCUGGAUGUGGGAGUGGGCCGGGACAACGUCUCCCAGUCCGUGCAGGGACCGAGGAACCUCUCGACGUGCUUCAGUUCUGGAGACCUCUUUGCUGCCCACAACCUCAGCGACCAGUUGCGGAUUGGGGGGCGUGAGUUCCAGGAGUUCUGCCCCACCAUCCUCCAGCAGCUGGAUUCCCGGGCCUGCUCCUCCGAGAACCAGGAGAACGAGGAGAACGAGCAGACGGAAGAGGGGAGGCCCAGCUCAGUUGAAGUCUGGGGGUACGGUCUCCUCUGUGUGACCGUCAUCUCCCUCUGCUCCCUGAUGGGGGCCAGCGUGGUGCCCUUCAUGAAGAAGACUUUUUACAAGAGGCUGCUGCUCUACUUCAUAGCUCUGGCGAUUGGAACCCUCUACUCCAACGCCCUCUUCCAGCUCAUCCCCGAGGCUUUUGGUUUCAACCCUCUGGAAGAUUAUUAUGUCUCCAAGUCUGCAGUGGUGUUUGGGGGCUUUUAUCUCUUCUUUUUCACAGAGAAGAUCUUGAAGAUGCUUCUUAGGCAGAAAAAUGAGCAUCAUCACGGACACAGUCAUUAUGCCUCUGAGACGCUCCCUUCCCAGAAGGACCAGGAGGAGGGGGUGACGGAGAAGCUGCAGAACGGGGAUCUGGACCACAUGAUUCCUCAGCACUGCAGUGGCGAGCUGGACGGGAAGGCCCCUGUGAUGGACGAGAAGGUCAUCGUGGGCUCCCUCUCUGUCCAGGACCUGCAGGCUUCCCAGAGCGCCUGCUACUGGCUGAAAGGUGUCCGCUACUCUGACAUCGGCACACUGGCCUGGAUGAUCACCCUGAGCGACGGCCUCCAUAAUUUCAUCGAUGGCCUGGCUAUUGGUGCCUCCUUCACCGUGUCUGUCUUCCAAGGCAUCAGCACCUCGGUGGCCAUCCUCUGCGAGGAGUUCCCACACGAGCUAGGAGACUUUGUCAUCCUGCUCAAUGCCGGCAUGAGUAUCCAGCAGGCUCUCUUCUUCAACUUCCUCUCUGCCUGCUGCUGUUACGUGGGCCUGGCCUUCGGCAUCUUAGCUGGCAGCCACUUCUCUGCCAACUGGAUCUUUGCCCUGGCUGGAGGAAUGUUCUUGUAUAUUUCUUUGGCUGAUAUGUUCCCUGAGAUGAACGAGGUCUGCCAAGAGGAUGAAAGGAAGGGCAGUGUCUUGAUCCCCUUUGCCAUCCAGAACCUGGGCCUCUUGACUGGUUUCAGCAUCAUGCUGGUCCUCACUAUGUAUUCGGGACAGAUCCAGAUCGGGUAGGGCCUUGCCAGGAGCCGGCGGGAUUGGCAGUCUGGCCCUUGGCUGCCGAUCCCUGGCCCGAGGACUCCUCAUCCAGGAAGCACCUCGGAAGAGGCAGUUCUAUUAAAAACUGUGACAUGGAGACUGUAUUCCUGCAUUCAAAUGUUAGCUGUUUUUAAAAUGCUGUAUCCUAGGAAUAAGCUGCCCUGGUAACCAGCCUCUAGGUAGUGCCUCUCUCCCUUUCCUCUUCUUUCUCAGAGUGAUUCUGGAACUGAAUGCAGCUUAAAAGACAAGACUAACUUUUUUCUCUGGUUACCCUGGCCUCUUUCUCUUCCAACCAGCACUGAGACAUUUUGAAUCCUUUGCCCGACAAUGCAAAAAAGAUAGCCAGGGCUCACAACUUGGUUAGAAAUAUCAGGAGGUGAAUCUAUAGUUUGGGGCCCAUAAAUCUAAAUGUGUUUCCUCGGCCUCAAGGUGACCCAUUUUUAAGCGAAUCCGCCUAUUUUUACAGAAAAGGUAUAGAAGACAGGAAUCCCUCUUAUUUUUUCAAAAUCUGUUCAGUUGCCUAUUCUUUCAAAGAGAACUGAAAGCUGGAAACAGAUGAGUAGGGCGGGAGGGAGAGGCAAGGAUCACCCUGAGAUGGGGGUGUGUGUCUUGUCAGGAUGGUUACCUGUUCCCACUGGGAUGCUUGGCACCGGUUCUGCACCUGGUGUUUCAUGGCCGUCCAGGUGAGCCAGCAGGUAGGUUCUGUUGCCUGAACCUCCCCUCCUUUUGGAUGAACACUGGCAGACUGGAGGGCAGAGAAGAGAGACCUGUGAGACAUCCGUUGGCUUUGCUGUGAUUUCUACCCCCCUUUCCCCACCCCCAUCUCCUGGGAGACUCCCUGGAAGCACAUUCUAAGCACAUUGACGAUGCCCGUGUCAGAGGGCAGACUGCACAGAUUUACCUCCCUGGUCAACAGUUGUGCUGACAGGUGGCAAGCUGACUUACAGAACUGGAGUGCAGCCUGUGGUCUUCUUGACAAGGGUAAUCAGAAACGGAAUCAGUGCAGGCAACAUUUAGGGUUUACUAAUUCCAUAAGUAACAGUGAUAGAACUCUGAGAUGGAAGGUCCAGAGCUUGGAUGGGGGCAUCCCUGGGGUUUGCAGAAUAGAGGACCCAUGGGUUCUGCUGCACCGUCUGGGGUUCCCCCUUCCUCCCUCACCCCAAGCAAGCAAGGGCGAAUCCUGUAUCGAAUUGAAUAGGAAUUGUUCUAACUCUCUUCAGAAAAACGGAUCGAUAGACUUGGGUGUGAGACCGUAGGCCAGCCGCCGGCCCCGUGGAGCCCUCUCCUCAGAGCUCUGGCUUGGAGGGGAGCUCAUCUCCAGGUUCACUAGGUGAAUUGCUUUAUUAUUAUCAUAUUGAUAAUGUGAGAUUCUUUAGCCACUCUGGGGAGCCGACCUCUCCAGAAGCCUUCCUCAGUGGUGCCCACAGUCGCAGCCCAGGGGCUGUGUUCACAAACUGACUUGUGCACGUGGCUGACGAGUCCUGGUCCGUCGCCACCACCCGUUAGUUUUUCCGUUCUGACAGGAAAACUUUCCACUCUAUGGUAGUUAAAAGCAGCAUCUACUCUGGCUUUUUUCCCCGCCCCCGCCCCCCAGCCCCUUGGGAAACAUCCGUCAAACCAGGACUAUUCUUGAAAAGAACAUGAGCGGGAAAACCGCUGGUGAUGCUUUAUAAGUUUUUCUCAUCUUGCCUAUUGACUUUGAUAGAUUUGAGAAUGGGCAGAAGAAGAAGGAAAACUCAGUUCUCACGAUUCUAGAUGAACUAUCAGGACAGACUCCUGGUAGGAUUAUGGUCCAGUUUUUACCAAAGAACCAAUUCCUUGAAUGUUGGAAUCUAAUUUUUUAUAUUGUCAUUGUUACUGUUUUAAAACAAUUCUUUGUCUUUUCUGUUUGAUUUCCCUCAAACUGCUUGCAGGAGCUAGCAGGAAAUAACACUCAAACCUUAGGACUUCAGAAGAUUUUGCUUCCCUUAAUUCACAUGGAUGUAUUAAAUUUAUAAUUUUAGCAUUCCCUAUAGAUCUGUCAUUCCUUACAAAUACUGUUAUUCUUGGAGUAGAAUCCUAAGUAAGAGUUAGUGGGUUUCUAGUUUUAGGAGAAGAGCUCAAAAAUGUAACCUUGAGCAAAUUAAAAAAUAAAAUACGAAGUAGCAGGGUGCCUUCCCUUCUCUUGCACACCUAUAUUAAGAACUAACUUUCCUUUCACAGACAGCUGCCUCAAAGGGAAAUUCUCUUCAAACUAAUUGGUCCAGAGGCCAGUCCUAGUUUGAGCUUAGGGGUGGAGACACUGAAAUCGUGCAACUGAUUAUGUGUUGCCAUUGGCAACAGGUUUUCCUCAAUUGAAAAUGUGGCCAUUUCUUUUUGAAGUGUUGGAUUUGCUGUUUUAAGCAUUUGUACAUAUUAGAAGUCUGAGGAGUAGCGAGUUCUGAGGACCUUUUUCACCUCUGGCAUUAGCAUCUUCACCCUCCCUUUUCCCUGCGCGGACCGGCUCCCAUUAAGGAUAACAAGGAAAGUAUGUGUCACGUGCAGGAGCAGUGACCCAGGAGCAGGGGUUCUGCUGCUUCUCACCCUCACCCUGGCUUGCAGGUUGCCUUCUGUCCUUGCCCCAAAGGUUUUUUGUGUCUAGUGUCAACUUAGGUCUUUCCUUCAUUGGUCCUUCACCCUGGGUUUUAAAAAGAAGGCUUCUCUGUUCGGGUAUCCUAAGACCUGUUUUUAGUAAGUCCUCUUCCACAUGGUAAUGUGGAGAUGGUAAUACGUUGGAAAUCUGCUUAAAAAACGAAAAGUUGUCUGAUUUUUGCAAAAGAGAGAGGUUAGAUUUUUAUUACUCAUAUUUCCUUUUACAGUUCUGCAAUUCCAUCACAGUAUUUUUUUAAAUAACUCAGGUGUUAUGAGGAUAAAUUAGAAAAAAAAUAACUUAAGUUAU